UAAAAAAAAAAUUGUUGCAUUUGGAUUUUUUUGGUUUAUUUUUUUCUUCUGGAUGCCUUGGGUCAGUGAUCUAAACCAUGUUUGGACUGAAGCCACCUCUCUAUUACUUACCAGGCAUGAGCCAUGAGCCAAAGUCACCCUCUCUAGGAAUGCUUUCAACCGCCACCCGGACUACCGCUACCGUCAGCCCCCUGACCCCUUCUCCUAUCAAUGGCGCCCUGGUGCCCACGGGCAGCCCGGCAGCCAACAGCACUUUACAAGUCCAGGCCGUGCCCUCCUCCAGCUUCGCUGCUGCCUUGCGCAAACUAGCCAAGCAGGCCGAAGAUCCCAGAGGGUCUUCUAUAAGCAGCGAAUCUUCCCCGGUUUCCUCGCCAGCCACCAACCACAGCUCCCCUGCCAGCACGCCCAAGCGAGGACCCAUGGGGCCUCUCAUCGUUCCUCCGGGGGGGCACAGCGUGCCGAACACCCCCCCUGUGGUAACCAUUGCACCCACCAAAACUGUGAACGGCGUCUGGAGAAGUGAAGGGCGCCAGCAAGAAGCUGGCUCCCGAAGUGGCGGUGGAGGCAGCAACGGAACCCGGGACCGCCUGAUCGCAGAGGCUCCGUUGCCCCAGGAGAAAGGCAGCGGCCCCACGGUCCCUUCGCAUUUGCUGGGGGCGCCUUAUUCCUUUGCAAUCCCCCCCAACUCCAUUGUCCAGGAUUCCCGUUUCCCGCCUCUCAACCUCCAGCGUCCUGUCCACCACGUGGUGCCUCCUAGUGCUGUCACGGAGGACUACCUGCGAAGUUUCCGGCCCUACCACACAGCCGAGGAGCUCCGCAUGUCCUCCUUGCCUCCCCUCACUUUGGACCCGGCCACUGCUGCGGCUUAUUACCACCCCAGCUAUUUGGCUCACCACCCUUUCCCUCAUCCGGCUUUCAGAAUGGAUGAUUCCUACUGUCUUUCGGCUCUUCGCUCUCCUUUCUACCCAAUCCCAACUCCUGGUUCGCUCCCACACCUCCACCCAUCGGCCAUGCACCUCCACUUAUCGGGAAUGAGGUACCCCACCGAGUUGUCCCAUUCCUCGCUUUCUGCACUUCAGUCGGAACGCCUCUCCAGCCUGACCGCGGAAAGGUUGCAGUUGGACGAGGAGCUGCGGCAACGGGAGCGGGAGAAGGAGCGGGAGCGGGAAGCCGAUCGGGAGCGGGAACGGGAGCGGGAAAGGGAGCGGGAGAAGGAGCUGGAACGAGAACGGGAGCGAGAGCGGGAACGGGAGCUGGAAAGGCAGCGCGAGAGAGCCCGGGAAAAGGAGCAGAGCAUCAUCAAAGCCAUGGAAGGCCCCUUCCUGUCGGUCUCAGAGUUGCAAGGGCCAAGGACUCAUCCAGCCGAAGAACGUGUCAAACCAUCGGAACAGCUAACGCCAAACCGAGCAGAAAAACCAAAGGACCCUUCUGCUGCCCAGACCCCGAAGGCGGUCCAGCCCCCCUUGCACCAGCCAUCUGCCUCGCAGCACCCGGUGCCUAGCUUGAUUUCCAGCCACAGUAUCUUCCCCCCGCCCGCAGGCAGCACAGCCGCCGCGCUCCUCAUCCAACGCACCAACGAGGAGGAGAAAUGGCUGGCACGCCAACGGCGGCUACGGCAAGAGAAGGAAGACCGCCAGUCCCAGGUGUCUGAGUUUCGGCAGCAGGUCCUGGAACAGCAUUUGGACAUCGGGCGCCCAGCCGGACAGAUGGAAGUGGAGCAUCGGCCAGAGAACUCCAGACUGGGUCCAGGCCGCCCCGAACUGGGGGUCCGAGAGCAACCCCAGCAUUUCGGAGGGCCCCCUCCACUCAUAUCCCCCAAGCCUCAGCCCCAUCCGGUGCCCACGUCUCUCUGGAACCCCGUCUCCUUGAUCGACGGCCCCACGGACGCUCGGAGGCUACAGGAGAGCCACCCGCUCCCCAGCCACGCCAGCCCCUACGAGUCCAGCCGGCAGGCCAUCCCUUUGGUCAAAGUGGAGCGAGUCUUCUGUCCUGAGAAAGUGGAGGACGGUGCCCGGAAAAAGGAACCUUUGGACAAAUACCAGCCGGGCCGGGAGACGGGUGGAUCCGAGCCGGGUGGGUUUCCUCACGGACCCUCCUUACUAAGCGAAUGGGAGAAGCCCCUGCAGCAGAGAACUCCCCACCCACAAAGCCUUCCAUUUGUUGAGGCGUUGAAGAACCCAACCGGCUCCUCGUACAGGCAUCUCCUACCCAGAGGCCACGAUCCCAUGUAUGUUUACGACGAAUUCUUGCUCCAGCAACGCAAGUUGGUCAGCAAGCUGGACCUAGAGGAGAGGAAGAGGAGGGAAGCGCAGGAGAAAGGAUAUUAUUACGAUCUGGAUGAUUCCUACGACGAGAGCGAUGAAGAGGAAGUACGGGCUCACCUACGCUGUGUGGCUGAGCAGCCCCCUUUGAAGUUGGACACUUCCUCUGAGAAGUUGGAGUUCCUGCAGCUUUUUGGGCUGACCACACAGCAACAGAAGGAGGAGCUGCUGAUCCAGAAGCGGAGGAAAAGGAGGAGGAUGUUGAGGGAGAGCAGCCCUUCCCCGCCCACCAUCCAGAACAAGCGCCCCACGCCUUCCCCACGCUUUGUCCUCUCCACCCGCUACAGCCCGGAUGAAAUGAACCACAGCCCCAACUUUGAAGAGAAGAAGAGGUUCCUCACCACCUUCAACUUAACCCACAUUACUGCGGAAAAGAGGAAAGAUAAAGAGAAGUUGGCAGAGAUGCUUCAUGCCAUGAAACAGAAGAAUGCAUGCACGGCACCGUCAGUGAAAAACUCCCCACGGGACAGCCCCACUAUUGUCCAAGCUGACUCACACGUCCAUCAAACGGCGGCGGCGGACUUUGAGAAACUGGUCGCCGUUGCUCCUGCGUCUGUGCCGGAAGUCCCGAAGGCCACGGAGUCGUGCAGAACAAAUCACCUGAGACCCCCGGACUUUACCAGAGCCAAAGAGCCCCUUCCCCUCCCGGCUGAGAAGCCCAGGUUAAGCGACGGGCACACGGUCAAGAAGAACUUCACCCUCCUGAACUGCGUCCGGGGCCCGUUGCCGAAAGAGAUCCCCGUCCCGCUCUCCCACAGCGUGAACGGGAAGAACAAGCAGUGGGAGCCCUUCCUGGCCGAGGAGUUUGCGCACCAGUUCCACGAGUCCGUCUUGCAGUCCACCCAGAAGGCUUUGCAGAAACACAAAGGCAACUCAAUGGUUCAUUCGGCAGAGCAGAACCACAAAGUGGACGCUUCCAUCCAUUAUAACAUUCCGGAACUGCAGACUUCCAGCUGGGGAUCUUUGCCUCAACAAAACGGGCAGAAAGAUCCCCAGCACAAGGGGCUGGCUCCUCCAGAACACCAGAAGGUCUCCGAUUCUGAAGAGGACGAGGAAGAGGAAGAGGAAGAGGAGGAGUACCCCAGACCAAAAUGGCACGGGAUCGAAGCAGUCUUCGAGGCUUAUCAAGAGCACGUCGAUGAGCAAAACCUGGAACGGCAAGUGCUGCAGACCCAGUGCCGACGUUUGGAGGCCCAGCACUACAGCCUCAGUCUGACUGCAGAACAGCUCUCGCACACCAUGACGGAACUAAGGAACCAGAAGCAGAAAAUUGCCUCGGAAAGGGAACGGAUUCAGGCCGAACUUGAUCACUUGAGAAAGUGCCUUGCGUUGCCAGCCAUGCAGUGGUCCCGGAGUUAUUUCAAGGGGUAUCCCAGGUGACAUGCCCCUUGCACUAGGCCAAACAUAGAGUAUAGAAAUAAUAAUAAUAAUAAUAAUUAAUAAUAAUAAUAAUCUAUUUUAUUACCUGGAAUAUUUAAUAUUUUUC
Messenger RNA from Thamnophis elegans (Western terrestrial garter snake), 3807 nucleotides. It is a transcript of the gene GSE1, whose product is annotated as Gse1 coiled-coil protein. The record is from RefSeq and is a predicted model, not a curated record. The coding region runs from base 78 to 3701 and encodes 1207 amino acids. The transcript has 16 exons. NCBI's taxonomy places the organism in Eukaryota, Metazoa, Chordata, Lepidosauria, Squamata, Natricidae.